GAUGUUCACGCUCUCCACCACCCUCGCGCACGCCGCCGUCAAGGCGAACGUCAAGGCGACGCGUAAAUCGCAAUCGCGCCGAGGCGCCGUCAAGGUCGCCGCGCAGGCGCCCGACGCGUCGAGCCGUCGCGAAGCCAUGAGUCUCAUCGCGGGCGCGACGACGCUCGCGAUGUCCAAGCCGGCGUUCGCGGCGUACGGUGACUCGGCGAACGUUUUCGGCGGCGUGUCGAACCCGACCGGUUUCGUCCCGUACGCCGGCGACGGCUUCGCGUUCUUGUUGCCGAGCAAGUACAACCCGAGCAAGGAACGCCCGUUCCCGAACACGGAGUGCUAUUUCGAGGAUAACUUUGACCAAGUGACGAACAUUUCCGUAAUCGCCGAAAAAGCCGAAAAGGGGAGCAUCGACGCGUACGGCAAGCCGGAGCAAUUCUUGGAAAAGCUUGGGUACUUAUUGGGCGUGCAAUCGUACGCCGGGCAAACCCGCUCCGAAGGGGGGUUCGCGGCGAACAAGGUUUCCACCGCCGCCGUGCUCGACGUGUACACGCGCGAAAACAAGGGCAAGACGUACUACCAAUACGAAAUUCUCACGCGCACCGCGGACGGCGACGAAGGCGGACGCCACCAGUUGAUCACCGCCACCGUGAGUGAUGGGAACUUGUACAUCAUGAAGCUUCAAUCGGGUGACAAGCGUUGGUUCAAGGGUCAAGAGCGCGACCUUCGCACCGCGAUGAACUCGUUCACCGUGGCGUAAGCGAGCGCGCCGCUCGCCGCGCCCGCCACACACAUAUAGUUCCGCGACGUUUUAAACGCGAAGCAACCAUAGCACGUGUUAUGAAAGAUGAACAUCACCACAC
This is a messenger RNA of Ostreococcus lucimarinus CCE9901, 854 nucleotides long. RefSeq names its product oxygen evolving enhancer 2 of Photosystem II (gene psbP). Gene Ontology annotation, cellular component: photosystem II oxygen evolving complex; photosystem II; extrinsic component of membrane. The coding region runs from base 2 to 751 and encodes 249 amino acids. The transcript has 3 exons. Lineage: Eukaryota; Viridiplantae; Chlorophyta; Mamiellophyceae; Mamiellales; Bathycoccaceae. Gene Ontology annotation, biological process: photosynthesis. The record is from RefSeq and is a predicted model, not a curated record. Gene Ontology annotation, molecular function: calcium ion binding.